AUGUCGUCCAGCGACGGCUGGCACUGCCCGAUCUGCUUGGGCAGCUUCGAGCGGCCCGUGCUCGCCUCCUGCUGCGGCCAGAGCUUCUGCCGCUCGUGUCUGGAUGGGGCGCUGCGUCAGGUGGACGCGUGUCCAAUGUGCCGCUCCCCGCUGCUCUCCGGGCCGUUCUCCGUGACUCCGAACCGAGCGCUCGAGGAGGCGCUGGCCGCACUGGCUGCGAGCUCGCCACGGUCGUCUACAGCCGACGCGCACGAAGCCACGAGCUUCGUCGAUGCUGUGGAGAGGAAAGUGGCUGCGUCGGCGCGGAAUUCCGCGUCGGAAGUGCAAAUUUCCGUACCAAGCACGGCAGAAAUCAACUGGGCGUCGCUGCAGUGCGUCUUCUACGUGCUGCUCUUCCUCGUGUUCGUCUUCUUCCUGCGCGUUCAAGAGGAAGAGUUCGCCGAGACGACGACACACCUGCGUCGCCCUCAAUAG
Molecule: messenger RNA, 474 nt
Organism: Phytophthora sojae
Lineage: Eukaryota; Oomycota; Peronosporomycetes; Peronosporales; Peronosporaceae
Exons: 2
Coding region: 1-474 (157 amino acids)
Source: RefSeq, a predicted model, not a curated record